UCAGGAGUCUCAGGACUCUCAGGUUUCUCUCUGCUGUUACUCUGUUCGAGUUAGCUCAAGUUAGCUCGAUGGGCUCGAGUGUCGAGGUUGAGUCGGGUACACGUGUAAUAUGUGAUGAAAAGUAAAAGAAAUUGACUUAAGAACAAAUAUUAACUUAAACUCAACGUUGUCUUCGAAAUAAUGAAUAAUUAUCUAGAUGUGGAUUAAGUACUCUCCGCGUUAUUCGUAAAAGAGAAGCAAAAGGAAGAAAAGAGAGGCUUGAGGAGAUAAACAGAUUGAACGUGAUUCACGUGGUUCAUGCCGGGAAAGAUUACCUAUUUGGACGAUAUGGAUAACGUAAAUUCUACGGAGGACAAUGCGAUUGUAGUUGCAGACGAAUUGUCGGAGUCACCGACGACGAAUAUGAGCAAGCGUCAAUUGAAGAGGUUGGAGAGGAAAAAGAAGUGGCUGGAGCGAAAAAGCGAGAAGAGAUUGCGAGAGAGGAAGAAAGCGAGGGAGAAGCGCGCGUACGCGCGCGCCAACAACCUGAGCCUAGGUCCGUCCAGAAAGGUCUUGAAGCAGAGUACCAUGGCGGCAAGCGCGUGUACGCUCACGGUGACCAUCGAUCUGUCAUUUGACGAGCUGAUGAUCGACAAGGAUAUUGCUAAGCUAACUAAACAGAUACUGCGGUGCUAUACGUUGAACAGAAGGGCCACGGCGCCUAUGCAAUUCUCCCUCACUGGCUUCACCGGCAAGUCACGGGCCAGUAUGGAGAAGCAUAAUGGUUAUAAGCACUGGGAUGUGAGUUUUCACACGGAGCAAUACAUGGACGUUUAUCCCAAAGAUAAAAUCGUAUAUCUCACAAGCGAGUCGAAAAACGUGAUAGAUUGUUUGGAACAUGAUUGUGUGUAUGUCAUAGGUGGCCUUGUUGAUCACAACGCACAUAAGGGUAUGUGCCACAAGUUGGCGAUAGAGGCUGGUGUUAGGCAUGGCCGACUGCCAUUAGACAAGUUCUUGCAGAUGAAAGCGAGAAAAGUGUUGACUAUUGAUCAUGUCUUUGAGAUACUGUUAAGGGUUUCGGAAGGCGAUACUUGGCAAGAGGCAUUUCUGAAAGUUUUGCCGGAAAGAAAGAACGCUCGGCCAAUAGUUUCUGUGCAAUCCAAAGAAGACGAAUCACAAGAUCUGAAACCUGAUGAUGUAAAUAAUGUGAGGCCAGUUGAUGUAAAUAAUACAGUGUCGAUUGAUGUAAAUAAUACAGUUAUAAAGAUUAUAGAAGAUGUUUGCAAUAAGGAGUACGAUAACAGACCAGAAUACAAUACGGAUUCGAAGGAAAUCUUGCAUGAGAAUUCAUGUAUAGCGUAAUCCUGUGAAUAUUGUAGUGUAAUUAAUGUAAAAAUGAAUAAGUUGAUCGUUUAUUAGUCUCUUUCCAAACGAGAAAAAUCAAAUGUGCACGACUAGACUGCGAAAUGAAUAGAAAUGCAAGUAAAAAAUGUUUAAAAUGAAUUCACAACGUGUGAAAAGAAAAAUACAGUUGUUGAAAAAGUAUGAAAAAAUAGAUACGUAAUAUUGAUAUGCAAGAAAUUUAAGCAUGAGACAUUUAAUCAAAUCGGACUUUUUAUCCAAAUAUAAAUUAUAAUAUUUAUAACAUUUAA
This is a messenger RNA of Monomorium pharaonis (pharaoh ant), 1631 nucleotides long. Its product is annotated as tRNA methyltransferase 10 homolog A. The record is from RefSeq and is a predicted model, not a curated record. The transcript has 5 exons. Bases 298 to 1341 code for a protein of 347 amino acids. Gene Ontology annotation, molecular function: tRNA binding. Gene Ontology annotation, biological process: tRNA N1-guanine methylation. Gene Ontology annotation, cellular component: nucleus; nucleoplasm. NCBI's taxonomy places the organism in Eukaryota, Metazoa, Arthropoda, Insecta, Hymenoptera, Formicidae.